Messenger RNA from Merops nubicus (carmine bee-eater), 455 nucleotides. It is a transcript of the gene COMMD2, whose product is annotated as COMM domain containing 2. The annotation marks the transcript as partial. The record is from RefSeq and is a predicted model, not a curated record. Lineage: Eukaryota; Metazoa; Chordata; Aves; Coraciiformes; Meropidae. The transcript is spliced from 3 exons.
AAAAACUUAACAUCGGUGUUGACGCUGUUCAGCAUGGGGUGGAAGGACUGUCUUAUCUUCUUACUGAAAGCUCCAAGCUUAUGAUCUCUGAGAUAGACUUCCAGGAUUCCAUUCAUAUUCUGGGAUUCUCAGAUGAAUUGAACAAAUUAUUGCUCCUGCUGUACCUUGAUAACAGGAAGGAGAUCCGAAGCAUUCUCAGUGAGCUGGCACCAAAGCUUCCCAGCUAUCACAACCUGGAAUGGAGACUGGAUGUGCAGCUUGCAAGCAGAAGUUUGAGACAACAAAUUAAGCCUGCUGUGACUAUAAAGCUACAUCUUAACCAGAAUGAAGAUCUAAGUGCCCAAGUGUUGCAAACUGACCCUUCUACCCUCCUCCACCUAGUUCAGCAACUGGAACAAGCCUUGGGAGAAAUGAAAACAAACCAUUGCAGAAGAAUAGUGCGCAACAUGAAAUAG